GUCAAGUUUUUUGAGUGGAAGGAGGUGCAUCAGUUUAUCCGUGCUGACGAACAGCUACACGACUGUCUGUACGCAGUUUUUUUGCUUUGUUUUUAAUUUGUGGAUAUUUCUAACACAUACUUCGACAAAGAGGACGUUUAUAACCACAUACAUGCUACCCAGAACAUAGUACAGUCGCUGUCACUUUGAAGUGCAACCCUCCCUCCCUCUCCCCCUCAUUUAAUAUUGGAGCCCCACCACCACUUCACUGCCAAUCAGUCAAAUAAGAUGGACGGAUUCUAUGACCAGCAGGUCCCAUUUAUGGUUCCAUCCAGCCACAAGUCUCAUGUGGAGGAACCAUCACUCUGCAGGCCUUUGAAUGACAUGAAGAGGAAAUUUGUGGACACAGAGCUUGCCCAGGACACCGAAGAACUCUUCCAAGAUCUCAGUCAGCUGCAGGAGAUCUGGAUCGCAGAAGCCCAGGUGCCUGACGAUGAACAGUUUGUCCCAGAUUUCCAGUCGGAGAGCUUGAUGUUUCAUGGCCCACCACCAGCCAAGAUCAAACGAGAGUUGACUCCCUCCAAAGAGCUUUCUCCCUGUCACCAGGACAGGAGUUCCAUGCCCUACAGAGAGAAGUGCCUUUACAGCUACAGUGCCUUUGACAGGAAACCCACUCCUGGGUUUAAGCCAUUAACCCCCCCUUCCACGCCUGUGUCACCCCGUGGCCCCACGAGUGAGCAGACCUCCCCUCCACACCCCCAUGUAGCCAGCCCGACCCAGCGCUUGGUGCAGGUUCAACAGCCACUGGCAGUGAGCCCCUCCGGCCAGCAAGGUUCCCUGGUCCGUAGCCUCCCCUUUGUUGUUCCCCGUGCACCCCUUGGCCAGGAUGCCAACAGCUUCAUACCUGAGCAGCACAGGUUCCAGAGGCAAAUGUCAGAGCCAUGUCUACCUUUUCCCCCUUCUGACGGUCAGGGCCAUCCCCAGUUCUUGCCCCAGCCCUCAAACACCAGCAGCAAUAACAGUAAUAGCAGCUUGCGGGAAGGCCGGCCCCCCUACCACAGGCAGAUGUCAGAGCCUCUGGUGACAAUGCCUCCUCAGGGCUUCAAACAAGAACUCGUCGACACUCGAUACGCCGAGCAGGAUGUUCCUGCCAUGGGUCCACCUGCAGACCCUUCCCAUCCCGCUCCUUUCCACUCCAUGGCCAUCAAGCAAGAGCCCAGAGACUUCUGCUUUGAUUCUGAAGUGCCUAAUUGUCAGUCGUCGUUUGGAAGAGCGGGAAGCUUCUACCACAACAACCACGAGAGCUUCUCUUUCGACAGAGACACUCAGCUGUACUUUGAUGACACAUGUGUGGUCCCGGAGAGAUUAGAAGGGAAAGUCAAACAGGAGCCAUCUGUGUAUCGAGACGGGCCUCCCUACCAGCGCCGGGGCUCCCUGCAGCUCUGGCAGUUCCUGGUCACAUUGCUGGAUGACCCCGCUAAUGGCCACUUCAUUGCCUGGACCGGCCGUGGCAUGGAGUUCAAACUCAUCGAGCCCGAGGAGGUGGCUCGUCGCUGGGGAAUCCAAAAAAAUAGGCCGGCCAUGAACUAUGAUAAGCUGAGCCGCUCGCUGCGUUACUACUACGAGAAGGGCAUCAUGCAGAAGGUGGCAGGCGAGAGGUAUGUUUACAAGUUUGUGUGCGACCCUGAGGCUCUGUUCUCCAUGGCCUUUCCCGACAACCAGAGGCCCAACCUAAAGGCCGACCCAGAUAGUGUGUUGGGGCUGGACGAUGACACGGUGCCCCUCACCCACUAUGACAACAGUGCUCCUUACCUGCUGGACAUCGGGGAGCAGUGUGCGGUUGGCCUCCCUUUUCCAGACGGCUACAGCUACUAGUCAUAAACGAACUGUUAACAUUGCUGACAAGUCUCUCGAAGCCCCACUAUCACCAACCCCACACUCCCACUCUUGAAAAAUCACAGAGCCCUUCUCUCCUAGACGACGGCUCUAGAGAAACAGAAGGUCGGAAGGGGCAAGCGUGAAGCUUGGACACCGUGCACACUUUCCUUAAGUAACGGCGAGAAGGAUCCUGUCGCCGUGGAGACCAAAAGGAAUACAAGGCGAGUUUUUUUUCCUUUAAAGCAGUCAGAUUUUUGUGACAAUAUGCUCAAGUAAGCAACAAAAUCUUGUCAAGAUUUUAUAGAGUUGCUUUUUCUGGGGGGAGCUUUUACCACUGUCAUCCUAGAAAGGGCUUUAAUUAACUGCAUCAAAACGCAUCGACAAAGAAACAAAAAACACAAUUUUUUUUUUUAUUAUUAUUAUUUUUUAAACUUUAGAUAGGAUAACGACCUUCUUUCUUCUUCUUUUUUAUGAAUAAGUUUUGAGACCCGGGACUCUCAGGGCCUGGGUGUGUUGCUGAGUCUCUCUCUGGUGUAAAUGUUUGUUAAUUUUGCACUCAGACUGCACUCCUUGGAUCACAUAGCACUCCAUCUCCUCCUUAUAAAAAAGGGACACCCUCAUAUUUUCCCCCAACGAUAGUAGUUAUGUAUUGCAGUAAAUCAUCACUCCUGUUUCUUUUCUUUUCUAUUUUUUUUUUUUUUUCGGUCUACCAGUUCCUCUGAUGCACCAGUAUGACAGGAAACACUGAUGCUGCAUGCACACACAAAGAAUAUAAAAAUAAACAACCACAGGGUGAAAACUGGACUCCUCUUGUUUUUUCUUUUUAUUGUGGAUAUGUUUCAGCCAAUCAUCAGGAGAGCUCUGCCUCUGUUUGCAUGGUGUAAUCAGUUUAGACUGAACAUAUCACAUUUGGACAAAGGAAGAUAUUUGUGAUAUUUUCUCUGCUGUUUUUAAUUUGUGUUUUGUUAUCAGUGUUUCUGAAUGGGUGGGGCUGGGUGGGUUUAAAUACUUCUAUAAAGUAUAUAUUUUUGCUAUAAGGCUGCAUUUUGUUGCUGUAGAGUUGUCAUUCUGAUAGACGACUGAGUAGAUGUUUUGAUCGUCUGCUCUUGUAAAGGCUUCAAGACCCUCGACCCCUAUCCCACCGCAAUGUGUUAAUUACACUGUUGAGUUUAUGAUAAUCUGUACUGGGUACAAUAAACGGUCCUUAAUGCUUCA
Molecule: messenger RNA, 3072 nt
Organism: Mugil cephalus (flathead mullet)
Lineage: Eukaryota; Metazoa; Chordata; Actinopteri; Mugiliformes; Mugilidae
Gene: etv5a
Product: ETS variant transcription factor 5a
Exons: 13
Coding region: 268-1854 (528 amino acids)
Biological process (GO): cell differentiation; regulation of transcription by RNA polymerase II
Cellular component (GO): nucleus
Molecular function (GO): DNA-binding transcription factor activity, RNA polymerase II-specific; sequence-specific DNA binding
Source: RefSeq, a predicted model, not a curated record